This is a messenger RNA of Acaulospora morrowiae, 762 nucleotides long. Lineage: Eukaryota; Fungi; Glomeromycota; Glomeromycetes; Diversisporales; Acaulosporaceae. The record is from the annotation of a GenBank genome assembly.
AUGUCCCCUCGGCGAUCUUCAGACUUAGACCUUUCUCCACCGUCUCCGCUCCGUACUCCUACUCCACCAGGUCAAUCGCCCACUGGUGGGGUUCUUAACAAAAGGAAAAAAUCCCGCGAAGAGAAGGAUUCCAUAUUUUCGUUUUUUUGGUCUAGUUCACGACCCGCCUCUCCCAGUCAUGAUUCUAGUCUUCAUUCGCUGAACAACAUAACCUCCAGAUCAAGUAAAAGAGAAGGACGUCAUAUUCGCAAGUUGUCUGCGGGUAACUUGAAAUCAGUUUUAUCUUUACCAGACGGUGACGAGCCAAGGAGAAAAUCAUUUGAUUCAGUUCAACCUGACAUGAAUGUUCGAUACGGAUAUGUUGCUCCGCCGGAUCCAAACAUAGUCCCUUUUGCCUAUCAAUCUCUUGAUCUACCUUUUGAAACUGACAACGAUUCAUUGCCAAAAACAAAUCCCGGCGGACCGAACAAGGAAGAAAAAAAAAAGAAUAUAUUUCCUAAAUGGUUCAGGAAAGGUUCAAAGGAUAAAGAUACGGCUCUGUAUGAAGGUUUGUUUGUACGAUCCGAAUUAUUUAUAAAUCGAAAAAAUUCGGAUUUCGACUCAUAUUCUUUUCCAAAUUUAAUUGUCACUCCUACCCACGAAAAGGAUGAUCCAUUUCUGGCCACAUUAAAUAGUAAUAGUCGUGCUCCGUCAUUGACAGGAAAAAGUGACCACCAUUGGGUAAAAGUGAACCUCAAAAAGGAGAAAUCAUGGAAAAAGAAG